Entrophospora sp. SA101 is the source of this 603-nucleotide messenger RNA. NCBI's taxonomy places the organism in Eukaryota, Fungi, Glomeromycota, Glomeromycetes, Entrophosporales, Entrophosporaceae. The record is from the annotation of a GenBank genome assembly.
AUGGGUGUUGUAAAUGUUGAACAAGCAAGGAUUGAAGAAGGAGUUGACGCAGUAGCUGUUGUGGCUUUAGAACACAUAUCAGCUGAUAUUAGAAAAGAAGAAGAUAAAGAUAGCAGUCACAAUUCCAUAUUGGCUAAAAUUUUAAAAGCAAUUAAUGUUGAUUACAUUGAUGAAUCUCAAGUACUUAUGCCAGCUGAUCAAUGUUAUCAUAUAAAUAAAGACGAUUUCAAAGUUCCAUUUGCAUGUGGAGCUAAGAAUUUAGAUGAAGCAUUUCGAAGAAUCACUGAGAGUGCUGCACAAGAGAACAAAAAUGUGGUAGAAGCUGUAAAUCAUAUGAGAACUGUUACAAAUGUAAUCAAGGAAGCUUCAAAGACGAAAAAUUAUAAUGAAUUAUUUAGUUGUGUUAGAAAAAUACAGGCACCUUGUGGUUUAUUACUGAAGACUAUUGAAUUGAAAGGAUUUCCGUUUGUAGGUCCUGGAAUAUUUAAAUCCGGUGAUCCAGCAAAGAGAGCUAAAGGUUAUAACUUUAAUUUAUUUCAUCUAUUAAAAAAAUUUUGUAUUAAGAUUGGCGUUGAUAUUGAAAUAAUACCACCAGUAUGUUAG